Messenger RNA from Prorocentrum cordatum, 3207 nucleotides. Lineage: Eukaryota; Dinophyceae; Prorocentrales; Prorocentraceae. The record is from the annotation of a GenBank genome assembly.
CAGACAUGAGCAGUACGGGGGUCUCCCGCGUCGGCGAAAAGCUGCCGCCCGCAGGAGGCGUCCGAAGUCUGUGUUUCCACGACUGCCUGCAAGGCACGGGGCCUCCCAGAGCUCGGAAAGGGGGCUCGGGGCUCGUUCUGUUUGGGGUCCUCCGCCGGGCGCUAUUCGUGCAUCUGGCCGGGCGCAGGUGGGUGCAGGGAGGGGCUUUAGGGGCUUUCGUGCCCUGUGGUUGGAGGAACCAGCGGCGUAAGCGUGCACGGUUGGAGUUCCUUGACGGUUUCUUGGGACUUCGUUUGGUCCCCCCCCGCAGGGGGCGCCUUCUUCGCCGCCUCUUGCGCGCUCCGCGCGCUCCAAAGAGGGUGCCCAUGGCGCAGAUCAGAGAGAUCCGCGCGGACCUCCAAGAGUUUGUGUUGAUGCUGUGUUUGUUGCACCUUUAGUGGUGCGGUUCAGGCCCCCUUGUCACAAGUAUCGGGCGGUGUAAUCUUCUUCCGCCCUGGUGCCAGGAGAGCCUACCCAGUUCACGAAGAACUGCAUGUACCUGGUAUGUGGUGGCAUGGUCGUGCAGCUGCUGGUCGUCUUCAUCUUCGCCCAGGCCACCAGACCGCCCGCGAAGCCCGCCGAGACAGCCCUCGCCAACGCGGCGGCGGGCGCGCCGGAGACCCCGCGGGCGGAUACCCCGCGGGCGGAUACCCCGCGUACAGAGGGUGCCGGCGACUCCGAGGACCCCGCGGAAGGAGACGCAUUUGACAAGGUCGCCGGCGAGCAGAACGACGCGCACCCCGUCCUGGGCCGCGCCAAGUACGUCGAGGGCAUGGAGCACGUGGCGUCCACGGUGUGGACCCUCCAGUUGGUGAGCAUGUUGUGCAUUUACUGUGGCGUGGCCGGCGUCAUCGUUGGCGUCUAUUUGUACCCGGUAGGCACGACGAAGGUCUCCGCCGCCGUUCUUUGCACCAUUGUCCAGUCUGGGGCGUAUUGCCUGUCCUUCUUUUUCUUAUGGGCCGCACGGAGCCUUUGCCGGGACGUGUGUGAUGGCUUCCAGCACGGUCUGGUCAAUGCCGGGUUGGCCAUGUGUUCGACAAUGCGCAAGGCGCCCAUGUUCUCGGUCCUCUUCUUGGCGGCGCGGAUGCGGGCGCUCAACUUGGACCCGCCUCAUGGGCUUCCGCCUUUCUGGCUGCAGUGCUGUUUCUACUCGACGACCGCCCUCCUGAUCCUGGAGGCUCUCCUGUCCGCGGUGGUGGGCCUCACGGGGACACCAAAGAAGGCGUACUACGGCGUCGCCAUCUUCGAAAGCAAGCUCAAGGGUGUCCAGAUUUUAAUGCACAUGUGCGCCCUGAUGACGUACCUGAUGCUCUUCGCCAUUUUCUACGGCGUCUUCGCCAUGGUGGACCAGCGGCCACGCAUCGGCGACGAUCCGAAUCCGGAGUACGAGCAUCGAGGCACCCUCUCCACGACGGUCCACUGCGUACUUCUCUACGAGGUGGCCUACUUCAGCGUGCAGGCCGGACAGAGCGUCACCAUGCUGCUCCAGGACCUGAGGGGCGCGAGCCUCCCGAGCACGCUGGACACCUUCGUCUCCGCGGGCAUCAGCCUGGGGCUGGCGCCCAUGUUCUGCGUCCUCUUCGUGGCCACUCGCAUGCGCGCGCUGCAGAUCACGGAGCAGAUGGGCGCGCCCCCCGGCUGGGCCCAGGACAGCAUGUACAUCUGUCUGUUCGCAACUUGCCUGCAGGCGACCUGCUGCCUGGUGAUGCCGAUCUUCGUCGGCAGCGCCUGCAAGGUGGACGAGGACGGCAACCCUGACUACGACCUCCAGCCGAUGGUCGGCGCGUACGCGGUGACCGUCGUGAAGUACGUAGCGAUGCUCUCUUUGUAUGGUGGCCUAAUUCUUGUGAUAUCUUCGAUCUUCCUGAUGGACCGCCAGUCGUGCAUGGGCUGGAGGGACAACCGGUUCAUCACAAGCUACAGGGAGUUGUUCGAGGCUCUGCUGGUGGUCGCCCUGCUGUUUUUCGUUGCUCUGCUCUUCUCUUCGGCCAAGGUGAUUGGCAUGGCCGUCAAGUUGGCGAUCGAGGCUGCAGACGAGGCGGUCCUCGGUGUCAACAUCGAGAUCCAGAACGCGGCGCUGAACUUGUGCAGGGGGUACGUCAAGGUGGAGAAGCUGAAGGUGUGCCAGCCAGAGUUCGAGACGAUCUGGUCGAGAGACGAGAAAGGGGCAGUGACGGGCACCAGGGUGCAGCCCGAGGUCAGGCUCACUUGGAAGGAGGACUACAUCUUCAAGGUGAAAACGCUCCUCAUUAAGGUCAACCUGUGGCGCUUGAUCACAUCUCUUGGCAAGGAGUUUGAGCUCCAGAACCUCACGCUCACAGGCAUCAAGGUGAAUUUCGAGAAGCCGACCGCGGACAUGAAGCAGAGCAAUUCCAACGUUGAGUACGUCAUCAAUUUCAUCGACUCGCUCGGGCUCCUACCACCACUGGAGGAGACCGCGCCGUCGCCCCCACCGCCUCCGCCAGCCGACCCCGCCGAGGCCGGCCAGAGCUGGUGGGCGAAGAUGAAGGCUGAGCUCGACGCGGUGCCCCGCGUGCUGCUUGAGAAGAUCGAGGUGGGCGACAUCGGCGCCACGGUGCUGGUGCAGAACGUCAGGUGGCUCGGCGGCAGGGACAUCCGCUUCGCGCCCUCCAUCGGCACGGUGCGGUUCGAGAACAUCCAGCGCGACGUCUUCGGAGGCAGGGAGGACCUGAAGCCGCAGGAGAUUAUCGCGUGCGUGGUGAAGGCCUUGGGAAAGAAGCUCUGCACCUCGAUCGUGUCCGAGAUCCCGAACAUGAUAGCGCAGAGGGCCAAGGAGGGCGCCGGGCAGCUGCUGCGGUCGGUGUCUUCGAGGUUUGGAGCCUCGCCGGGCGGGCUGGAGGCGCAGGAGGCGGGCGCGGCGAGUCGUCCCGGUGCCUCCGCGGGGCCCUGCGGGGCCAUCUCCAAGGUCACCAGCUGCCCGAGGCGAUCGCCGCGGCCGUGAGACGAGGGCCGCUUGAUACGGCAGUGCUUGCGGAACCUGAGCCAGUCGUAUUUGACUUCUCGUUCUGCCUGUGGCAGUCAAGAGAGUGGCUCGCGGCGCAAAGGGCCGGUCCCCUUGGUAGAGGGCCGGCUGGGACCUCCAAGGCCCCUGCUCCGCGAACAGGACCAAAAGCGCGUCGGGGGUCUGGGGUGUGGAGGCGGGCUCGC